AUGGGAGCCGAAAGGCACCCGAAUUUCAAAUGGUCUGCGUUGCAAGGUUGGGACUUGCAAAUGUGUCGCGGCGCCUCGGAGAAACUCGGUGUGGGAUCGUUUGUCACAGACGGGCUCCAGAGUGGGAUUGAUGAGUCAUUGUUCAGUGGCAAGAUGCCGGGGGAAAUUGCGCCGCGGGGUCGUCCUGCCUGGUUGCGAGAGAUAGCGUGGCGUCAGUUGACGAAAGACUUUGUUCGCUAUUUGCUCGAGCAAACAGCUCUUGAUUGUCCGUCUAAUUUUCCGCCUCCCUCUCUUGGGGGUCUUCCUUUUCCAGAGUCCCACUCGACCGUCGUCGCUAUCCGAGGACACAAGACGAGCUUGCCCUGCGACUUGUCCUCGCCGAUUCCUGAUGACCCGGUUCAGCUGAUCCUGUGGUACCGCGAAGACACCGGAUCGCCGAUUUACACGCAGGGGGAUCAGGCCUUUCCAUUGGGAGUUUGGGACCCACCACGGGGGACUGAUGAUCCGGUUGCACCCAUGCCAGCCGAGUUGGAUGAAGAACAGACUCAUUUGUGGAGAGCUCAUCAGGAGUGGCAGUUGGCUUUGUCACCUGCGCGCGGGCCGGCCCUUCGGGACUGGCACCAGUCCUGA
Notodromas monacha is the source of this 630-nucleotide messenger RNA. The record is from the annotation of a GenBank genome assembly. NCBI's taxonomy places the organism in Eukaryota, Metazoa, Arthropoda, Ostracoda, Podocopida, Cyprididae.